GUUUUCAGUCAAGACCUUGAUUGACCGUUCCUGCUUUGAGACGAUAGAUGACUCUUCUCCUGAAUUUAAUAAUUUUGCAGCCAUUCUGGAACAGAUUCUAAGUCAUCGACUGAAAGGUCAGAUCACCUGGUUUGGUUAUGAAAGUACUCGUAGUUUUUGGGACUACAUUCGGGUGGCUUGCCGAAAAGUCUCUCACAAUUCCAUCUGCAGUAUUGAGAACAUGGAGAAUGUCGGUUCUUCUAGAGCUAAGGGUCGAGCCUGGAUCAGAGUAGCACUUAUGGAAAAACACUUGUCUGAAUAUAUUUCCACUGCACUGAGAGACUUCAAAACAACCAGGAGAUUUUAUGAGGAUGGAGCAAUAGUUCUUGGUGAAGAAGCAAAUAUGCUUGCUGGUAUGCUGCUGGGACUCAAUGCAAUUGAUUUCAGUUUUUGUCUGAAGGGUAAGGGAUUGGAUGGCACCUUUCCAGCUGUCAUAGAUUACACGCCCUACCUGAAGUUCAUCGAAAGUUCUGACAGCAUCAGCAGUGAUGAAGAAGAGCUGAGAACACUGGGCAGUAGUGGCAGUGAAGGCAGUACUCCAGAGAACAUUGGUUCUGUCAUCGUGGAUGAACACAGUUGGUACAACAAAUGCAAAAGGGUAGAACAGAAGUACCGCCUCGCGUUGGAACAGAAGGGUUAUCUUGAGGAGCUGGUACGACUCAGAGAAAACCAGCUAUCUGAAUCUGUCUCACAGAAUAAACUGCUCCUACAAAGAAUUGAAGAUAUGGAUCUAGCCCAUAAAAUGGAGAAGGAACAGCUGGAAUAUAUCAUUAUGGAACUGCAAGACCAGUUGACUGUGCUAAAGAAUAAUGACUUGAGAUCAAGACAAGAAUUGACUACUCACCUCACCAAUCAGUGGCCUUCCCCAGGAGCUCUGGAUGUCAAUGCUGUUGCCUUGGACACUCUACUCUAUAGGAAGCACAGUCAGCAAUGGGAUGAGAAAAGUUUUCAAAGUUUGGACCAACUUUCAGCAGACGUCAGCCUUUCUCAAACCUCUCUGGAUCCAGGUCACUCACAGGACGGAAAGCAGGAUGGAAUAAACUUGUUAAACGAAGGAAAGGAGGACACUCCGUCACUGCUUGGUCUUUGUGGUUCUCUUACUUCAGUGGCAAGCUAUAAAUCUCUCACAAGUCUGAAAUCAAGUGAAUAUCUUGCAAGUCCCACAACAGAGAUGACAAGUCCAGGCUUAACACCAUCUUGAGAUGCACGCAAGCAGGAAGGACUUUAUGUUGUAUGCAUUUGGUUUAUGUUCCACAAUAUGACUUCCAAUGAAGACUGCUAGUUCAAAGGCAAAAAUAAGCUGCUUUAUUUUUUCUUCUCGUGGUUACCUGUUUAAUUCUCCAAGUUUUCAUUCCAGCUUUUCUUCCCCCCGAGGGCUUUUUCAAAUUUCCUGCUUUAGUCCUGAAUUGUUUAACUCUUGGUCAGGUACAGGACACGCAUUCUGACGCUUCUGACUGAUUUUUGAAAUGAAGCACUUGGAAAUCAGUCUCCUACUUAACUGCCACAACCUUUGUUUCUCCUUGCAGUGGUUAUCAGCCUGGCUCUACUAUAGCCUGGUGCUUCUCUUCAGUGCUCUAAAUAUCAACUUUUGCAGAAGAGACAGGAAAACUUAAAGCCAGUCUUUGUAGGCAAAUAAAUAUUUUACUUAAAAAUCCAUAUUUUCAUCUGUGUGUGUUACAUAGGACCUCAAAUAGCGUAUUUAACCUGUCAAGAGCUCUUCUCAAGUUGAUUCAGUGUUAGAUUUUGCAUUCCUAUUAGCAUCAUGGCAGUAAUGAGACAGCUGAAUCACACUGAAGAACCACACUGAAGCACUCUUAGUAAUUCUUGAAGUUGCAUGACAGUAACAAAUGUAAGUUGAUCAUCUAAGUCAAGCAUACUUAGCAAAUUGUAAAUAUUGAGGAAGCUUGCCAAAUUUCAAGCUUUUGAGUGACCUGGCUUACAGAUAAUUUAAUAUUAUAUGAGAAAUUUCUUGGCUUAUUGGUCUUACUGGAAAAAGAGGGACUGAGGAAGAUGGGGUUAGCUCCUUGCAAAGUUUGGCUCGUAUUUAUUGGCAAGAUUACAGUUACAGUUGGUUUGCCUCUUGUAAUGGUACCUUGGCACUACUACAACAGUCUGGUCAUUGUAAGGUGGGCUGGAAAGAAAGAGCAUUCACUCUCACCUUUACAAAAAUCACUGAAAACAUUCAGCUAAGCAGAGUGAAAAAGGGGAAACAAAGGCAAUGUAAUGACAGUAUUCUCAUGCUAAGGGUUGUUCUCAUUUCUGUAGUAGUGCAGUAGGUAUUUUCCUUGAUUAGGUAAUACAGCAGAACUUACUUAGGUCAGUUUUCUCAAAUUAUUUGCCAUUGAUUUAAAUUACUGAUACAAACAGCCUGUAACAUUUUUUUAAAUGAAACUAACUUUCCAGAUUAGUCUACAGUUUCAAAGUUUGCAAACUAAUUUUUUGAAUUGCAAACUAUAUUCUUAAUUCUUUGUAAGAUAUAAUGGAUCCUUUAUCUAAGAAUUUUGCUAAUCAAGGUAAUGCUUCUCAAUAUGAUUAGUAACUUUUUAAACAAAUCUUAAGUGCAUGUAAGUAUGUUGUAUUUAUAAGUGCUAGGGAAAAUGCUUUUUUUGUGCCAAAGAAGUUUCAUAAAUUGUUUACAUGAUAGUUGCAAUACAAGACGGAUUUUCAAUUGCUUACUCUCAGAUGUUUACAGUACGUCACUACACUGUGUGGUUUUAGUUGGUUUGCCUCUUGUAAUGGUACCUUGGCACUACCACAAUAAUCUUCUCGUUGUAGGGUGGGCUUGAAAGAAAAAGAAUUCACUCUCACCUUUACUAAAACCACUGACAGCAUGAGCCUCACUCUUAGAGAGGCUGAAGUCUCUGUAACUUGAGGCACUGCUGGAUUUUGCUGCGUGUGGUUCAAGAUGUAUCUGCUGAGCUCUAGCCCAUGGUGCAGGAGGUUACUGUGUCCAUGGAGAAAACAAGGGUGGAGGCCAUUCCUACAGGAAAUUUUACAGCGGCUUAGCAAAAUCCUACAGGCCUUAUUUUUUUUUAAUCCCUCAUGAAACCAUUCAAUUAAUUUCUCUGUAACGAACUCAGAAUAUCACAUCCUUUCACACACUGUCAGAAUGUCCAUUCCUUCUUGUAACUGUUUUUGGUUGUUACACUUAAGUACCUGUUCUCUCCUGGUAGUUGAGUAACAUUAAAUACUGAUUUAUAAGUUAAAGAGUGCAUGUCUGCUGUGAAUACUAUACAAGGGAAUCCAGAUUCCAAAGUUAACAUCCUCCAUCGAGGUGUAGUGAUUUAAUCAGUCUUGUUUGCUGUUAAAUGCUUCUCCCACUUCAUCAGUGUUUUGGAGGGGACUAUGAUCAUGAUCUUCAGUCAUGUUAGCUGAUGGCUCUUUUCUUGGAGCUACUGGUGUGAAAUUCACGUGUCAUUUAACUGAAGUCUUUUAUGUAGUCUGACACUGCUGUGAGUUUCUGGGUGUCAUUUUGUGCAUGGGAAAUCGCUGUGUGUCUUUCUCAGUUUUAAACAUUAAUCAUUUUUCAGAAAAAAAAAAACCACACUGAAAAAAAUGCCCAAACUGUAUGUUUUGUUGCCUUGACGUUCCAUGAAUGUUGCAUGUAAAUUAAACAUUUUGUAUCAUCGUU
Messenger RNA from Centrocercus urophasianus (Greater sage-grouse), 3670 nucleotides. It is a transcript of the gene RUNDC3B, whose product is annotated as RUN domain containing 3B. The coding region runs from base 221 to 1240 and encodes 339 amino acids. The transcript is spliced from 10 exons. The record is from RefSeq and is a predicted model, not a curated record. Lineage: Eukaryota; Metazoa; Chordata; Aves; Galliformes; Phasianidae.